GCAAGUAUGGCCGGAGACAGUGAGGUUCAUCCAGAGGACCGUGGCGAGAAAACCAACAUUAUUCGCCAACCUUUUCUCAUCGGGGUCUCCGGCGGCACUGCCAGUGGGAAGUCGUCAGUAUGUGAGAAAAUUAUGGAGCUGCUGGGGCAGAACAAGAUCGACCACCACCAGCGGCAGGUGGCCAUUCUCAGCCAGGACAGCUUCUACAAGGUGCUGACUCCAGAGCAGAAAGCCAAGGCAGGAAAGGGCCAGUUCAACUUUGAUCAUCCAGAUGCCUUUGACAAUGAGCUCAUCAUGCAAACACUCAGACAGAUCCUGCAGGGGAAGACUGUUCAGAUACCACUUUAUGACUUUGUCACUCAUUCCAGGAAAGAGGAGUUUGUUACGGUGUAUCCGGCUGAUGUGGUCCUGUUUGAGGGUAUCCUCAUGUUCUACUCACAGGAAAUCAGAGAUCUGUUCCAGAUGAAGCUGUUUGUUGACACAGAUCCAGACACACGGCUCUCACGCCGAGUUUUAAGAGACAUCAGUGAGCGUGGAAGGGAGCUCGAGCAAGUGCUGGCUCAGUACAUCACCUUUGUGAAACCGGCUUUCGAGGAGUUCUGUUUACCAACAAAGAAGUAUGCAGAUGUGAUUAUUCCACGAGGAGCAGAUAACCUUGUGGCCAUCAACUUGAUAGUACAGCACAUCCAAGACAUUCUGAACGGCGGUCUUAGCAAGCAUCACAAUGGCUGCAUGAAUGGCCACAGUACUCACCGUCAGCGGCGGACCUCAGAGUCCAGCAGCCGACCUCAUUGACUUCGUCACCCCUCUCUUCACAGGCCGGAGAAGGGUGUGGUGGUUGCGCUGUAAAUAAUGCCUGUUGGAAUCACUGUAUUUAAGAGAGGGAAAAAAAAAAGAGAUGCAAAAAGAAUUGAAAUGCCUUUUAUUAUUAUUAUUAU
Seriola dumerili (greater amberjack) is the source of this 938-nucleotide messenger RNA. RefSeq names its product uridine-cytidine kinase 2-B (gene uck2b). NCBI's taxonomy places the organism in Eukaryota, Metazoa, Chordata, Actinopteri, Carangiformes, Carangidae. Gene Ontology annotation, molecular function: kinase activity; ATP binding. The transcript has 7 exons. The coding region runs from base 7 to 795 and encodes 262 amino acids. The record is from RefSeq and is a predicted model, not a curated record. Gene Ontology annotation, cellular component: cytosol; cytoplasm.